Trichogramma pretiosum is the source of this 1278-nucleotide messenger RNA. RefSeq names its product odorant receptor 85b-like. The transcript has 6 exons. Gene Ontology annotation, cellular component: plasma membrane. Gene Ontology annotation, biological process: detection of chemical stimulus involved in sensory perception of smell; sensory perception of smell. The record is from RefSeq and is a predicted model, not a curated record. Lineage: Eukaryota; Metazoa; Arthropoda; Insecta; Hymenoptera; Trichogrammatidae. The coding region runs from base 1 to 1278 and encodes 425 amino acids. Gene Ontology annotation, molecular function: odorant binding; olfactory receptor activity.
AUGCCGCCGUCGUCGUCAAAAGUAGCAGCUUCGAAAUCGGAGAAUGAAAAAAUUCCAUACGUGAACAGAGAUUAUCUCCUCGACACGGAGUACGUCGUCAAAGUCGCGAAGACCCUGCUGACACCGAUCGGCAUCUGGCCGCGCGACGGCGACGACAGUCCCAGAAGCGUGACCAUUUUCUGGAUGAGAAUAGUCGCGGUUUUCAGCUUGAUGCUGUGUCUGCUCGUGCCUCACUUCACCUGGACCUUCUUCAAAGCCGAGGACCUGAGGAAAUUGAUGAAGAUCAUCGCCGCGAUGGUCUUCAGCUCGCUCGCCGUGCUCAAGUAUUGGAACAUGAUCUUCACGAAGAAGGACAUUCGAGCCUGUCUCGAGACCAUGGAGGAUCACUACAGGCUCGUCGAGUCCGAAGAAGCGAGACAGAUCAUGUUGAAAAACGCCAAGAUCGGCCGGCUGUUCACGGUGGCCUAUCUCAGCCUGUCCUACGGGGGCGCCCUGCCCUAUCACAUAAUCAUGCCGCUGCUGCAGCCCCGCGUGCUGCGCCAGUCCGACAACUCGUCCAUGAUACCGCUGCCCUACCCGAGCGAGUACGUCUUCUUCAUCGUCGAGGAUCCGCCGCUCUAUCAGAUCGUCUUCGUCGGCCAGAUCCUCAUCAGCAGCAUCAUCCUGACCACCAACACGGGCGUCUACAGUCUGAUCGCCUGCAUAGUCAUGCACUGCUGCUGCCUGUUUGAGGUGACGGGCCACAAGCUCGAGUGUCUGCUGGACGGCAGGUCGUACGACAAGAGGGCAGUGCGGCCGGAUCUGGUCAAGAGGCUCGUGGACAUCGUCGAUUAUCACAACGAAGCCAUAGCAUACGCCGAUACCAUUGAAAACUGCCUGAACAUAGUUAUGCUCUCCGAAAUGGGCGGCUGUACUCUUAUCAUAUGCUUUUUAGAGUACGGCAUAUUACAGGACUUGGAAGACGCUGAUUAUCUGGGCAUGAUGACCUACGGUGUACUGAUGACAUCGAUUUUCGUUAAUGUUUUUAUUCUGUCCUUCAUCGGGGAUAAAGUCAGAGAGCAGAGCGAGUUAAUUGGCAAUUCCAUGUACUCGAUUCAAUGGAUGGAUUUGCCGAACGAUUUUGCAUUGAAAAAUGUAAAAUUCAUUAUUGCCCGAGCCAAUCAGCCGACCAGACUAACGGCCGGCAAACUUUUUGAUCUGUCUCUGCAAGGAUUCUGCGAUGUUGCCAAGACAUCUAUGGCGUAUCUCAAUUUCCUUCGAACGCUCGAAAUCACGUAA